AUGUGCCCAAGCAAUGAGUCCCAAACAUCUUUAUGUGGUGAUCAUUGUAUUGUCUCUAAAGGAGGAGAGAAUGGAGGAUUAGAGAGAGAAGGAGGAGGAGAAACAGCAAAGAUCAAUCCUCUCUUUGCCUACUGGCCGCCCUUCAACGAGGUUUCAGAGGAGCUAACAUCCCUCGGCAAGAUCACAUACCCCAUAGUAAUAACAGGCUUUCUCUUAUACUCAAGAUCCAUCAUAUCCAUGCUUUUCCUGGGCCAUCUAGGAGACAUUGAACUAGCUGGUGGGUCCCUCUCAAUUGGGUUUGCCAACAUCACUGGCUACUCAGUCAUCAAAGGUCUAGCCAUGGGAAUGGACCCCAUCUGUGGCCAGGCCUAUGGGGCCAAGAGGUGGGCCAUCCUCAGCCAAACCUAUCAAAAGACCCUCAUUCUCCUCCUCCUGGCUUCCAUCCCUAUCUCCCUACUUUGGUUGAACAUGGAACCAAUCCUACUCUGGCUAGGCCAAGAUCUAACCAUCACAUCAACGGCCAGGAUCUACAUAACAUUCUCACUGCCUGACUUACUGGGCCAGGCCCACUUACAACCGUUGAUGAUUUUUCUAAGGACCCAAAGUCUAACCACACCUCUCACUCUAGCAGCUACAGCUGCACUUAUACUACACCUUCCAAUCAACUACCUUUUGGUGGUCCACUUGAAUUUGGGUGUGAAGGGUGUAGCUCUUGCCUCAACAUGGACCACCUUGAAUUUGAAUUUGGGCCUGUUGGUUUACUUGGUAUUCUCUAAGAAGGCCCUCAAGCCUUGGGACGGCCUGACGGCCGUCGGGUUUUUCCGAGGCUGGUGUCUGCUACUGAAAUUGGCAAUGCCGAGCGUGGUGUCGGUCUGCUUGGAGUGGUGGUGGUAUGAAGUGAUGUUGAUCUUGUGUGGGCUGCUGAGCAACCCACGCGCAAGUGUGGCGGCGAUGGGGAUUCUGAUACAGACGACGGGCUUGAUUUACGUAUUCCCCUCAUCAAUCAGCUCAGGCCUUUCAACUAGGGUGGGCAAUGAGCUAGGCGCCGGAAGGCCCACCAGGGCCCAAUGGGCCACAAAGGUGGGCCUUGCAGUCGCAACGGCAUGUGGUCUAUCGGCAUUUGCUUUCACAACCGCCGUGAGGAACGUGUGGGGGAAGAUGUUCACAUCGGAGCCGCAGAUCCUUGUGCUAACAUCCAUAGCGCUCCCGAUCGUUGGAUUUUGCGAGCUCGGCAACUGCCCACAGACAGCUGGAUGUGGAGUCAUGAUGGGUAGUGCCAGGGCCACAGUUGGGGCCCACAUAAACUUUGGCGCGUUCUAUCUGAUCGGAUUGCCGGUUGCAGCGAUCCUGGGGUUCGGUCUCAAGAUCGGUUUUUUUGGGCUUUGGUUUGGGCUUGUUGCGGCCCAGGCUUCAUGUGUGUUUAUGAUGGUGAGAGCCAUCAGAUGCACUGAUUGGAAACUUCAAGCUGAGAGGGCUAAGGAGCUGACAGAGGCUGCAGAAGGGGAGAAUGAUGACUUGGAGGCUAGUCUACUCCUUCACUGA
Magnolia sinica is the source of this 1542-nucleotide messenger RNA. RefSeq names its product protein DETOXIFICATION 53. Lineage: Eukaryota; Viridiplantae; Streptophyta; Magnoliopsida; Magnoliales; Magnoliaceae. Gene Ontology annotation, molecular function: xenobiotic transmembrane transporter activity; antiporter activity. Bases 1 to 1542 code for a protein of 513 amino acids. Gene Ontology annotation, biological process: xenobiotic detoxification by transmembrane export across the plasma membrane. The record is from RefSeq and is a predicted model, not a curated record. The transcript has 2 exons. Gene Ontology annotation, cellular component: membrane.